Molecule: messenger RNA, 638 nt
Organism: Neurospora tetraspora
Lineage: Eukaryota; Fungi; Ascomycota; Sordariomycetes; Sordariales; Sordariaceae
Exons: 1
Source: RefSeq, a predicted model, not a curated record
CUUCAACAAGCCUCGAGCAGGCCUUGCCCCAGUUCUUCAGGCCUCAAGUACCGGCAGUCCACGAUCUCAGCGUCUCCGGGGAAGAUGCCAAAAAGCAAAGUGAAUGUUGGAGGUGUCGUUAUCUGCAUCCCAACAUCGACAAAAGUCUCAAAGGAGGUGGUACAGAGAGGCUUUAUCACAGACAAGGCAGAGAGAGAGCGCACAAUGCACGCCUAGAAAACUGAUUAUGUGGCUAGGGUGAGACAACAUCGAGAGUCUUCCUGUGGUGUUCCUGUUCCUAGGAUGCCUCGGGUGUCACUUUUCACAUUGUCUUCGGUCUUAUGCCUUUCCCACUAUGGUGCGCGCGGGCGGGAUUCACUCCUUCCCGUUCACGACAACGCGGGGCCGCCGGCGUUCACGGCUCUUGCCAGGCUCGCCAGGCACUUUGACGCCCGCGCAGUUCGCCGUCCAUCCUGCCCUGCUGCUGCACGCCUCUUUUGUGUUUCCUCAACUUGCAUGCUCGGCGCUAGCUUGGUGGUGAAGGUCCCCGCUGUGGAGGGCUCCAGUGGCCUUUGGGAGCUGCCGAAUCCGGUUCGACGACGGUUGCAUUGGAGUCAUGAAGCAACCCAAGGUCAACAAGCACCGCAUUUUGAUUGAUU